CGCGCCCCCUUGCCAUCCCGCGUCAUAUCCAGUCGCUGCCCCGCCGUUUCUCCAUCUUCUCCGCUUCUCAUGCAUCCUAUUUGCCGUAUGCUAGACCAUGAUUAUCCUUUCGCUCAUGUAGUUUUCCCGUCCACUCGCGCCGUCCUCUGGGCAUCAUGUAGGUCCUCAUACUAGACUUGGCCCGGAGGCCUUUAUACCCUGUUCUCCGUGCUGCUUGUGCAGUCUCGACACCUCUCCAUGCCUUCCUCCUUGUCCGCAGUCUUGCUGGCUACCCUGCUGCCUUCCUGCAUCUAUGCGUCCUCUCCUGUCGUCACUAUCACCAAUGGAACGGUCCAAGGACGCCACUCUCCCGAAUGGAACCAGGAUUUUUUCCUAGGCAUUCCUUAUGCUCAGCCUCCUAUUGGAGACUUGCGUUUUAGACGGCCUCAGGCCAUAAAUUCUUCUUUCGAAGGCGUGUUUGACGCUUCACAUUAUGGUCACAGUUGCUAUCAGUACGGAAGCAAUUUCAAUCUGAGCGAGGACUGUCUUACUAUCAAUGUCGUACGUCCUGCUGGUCAUGAGCAUCCAAAGCUGCCAAUUUUGGUCUGGAUAUAUGGUGGCGGUCUCACCUUGGGUAGCACUGCGGAUCCGCAGUACAAUCUCAGUGGUAUUGUUGAAGCUUCGGCUCUGACUGACAAUCCUUUCAUUGCAGUCAGUAUGAACUAUCGACUGGGUGUUUGGGGCUUUCUUAACACCCCGGUCGUUCAUGCCGAGGGUUCUUCUAAUGCAGGUCUUCUCGACCAGAGACUUGCUCUUCGGUGGGUACAGGAUAACAUAGUCUCUUUCGGCGGUGAUCCAAACAGAGUGACCGUAUGGGGAGAAUCGGCUGGAGCUCAAAGCAUCGGCUUCCACCUCACCAGCUACAACGGGCGCAACGACAAUCUCUUCCAAGCUGCCAUCUUAGAAUCAGGAGGACCAGAAGGUGCUAGUCUGAACACAUUGCCCUUCUAUUUCGCUGCUACCGACAAUCUGACAAGAACUGUUGGUUGUCCAAGGACAUGGACCUCACCCUCCCAGCUCGCCUGUCUUCGCAAUCUCAGCUCGGAAGCUCUGUUUGCUUCGAACUAUACUGUCGUAUGGAAUCCAAUCGUGGAUGGCGACUUCCUAACAGACUACCCUUCGGCUCUCCUUGCGCAGAACAAUUUCAUCCGCGUACCUCUUCUCACUGGUGCAAACACAGAUGAGGGUGUCAGCUUUAGCGUACAAAAUCUCAACACUACAACAGACAUCUACAACUCUCUCUUCUACUGGCGCAACUACGCAUUGUCUCCUCCUAACAUUCGAAAGCUGUUGCAGCUCUACCCCAACAAUCCUGCUGUAGAGCCUCCAUACUCCAAUCAUGCGAAUGUUACGUAUCCAGCAUACGGAGCUCAGUGGAGACGUUCGGCUGCUAUCGGAGGCGACCUCGUGAUGAUAGCACAACGUCGCAGAAUGGCGGAGCUCUACGCAAACACCGGCGAAAAGGUAUUCUCUUACCGCUUCGAUACGCCACUCUAUAAUGCUACGGUACCGGGCUCUGUCAAGCACUUUGACAAUGUCAUGUUCAGUUUCCAGAACAUCUCGGGUGCCAUGGGACCAUUGCCUCAAUAUCAACACUACAAAGCAUUGAGUACUGGUAUAGGCAAGUUAUAUGCCAACUUUGUCGGUACCCACAACCCGAAUGGAAUAAAUACGACAAAUGGCACGGGCCUACCAGAGUGGCCGCAGUACACUAUCGACUCGCCUACCAACGUGGUGUUGAAUGCUACUGCCAGCUUUGUAGAAGCUGACACGUUCCCAUCUGGCGUGAGCUAUUGGCAUGAUGCGGAGAACGGUGGUUGA
Aureobasidium subglaciale EXF-2481 is the source of this 1860-nucleotide messenger RNA. RefSeq lists its product as uncharacterized. The record is from RefSeq and is a predicted model, not a curated record. The coding region runs from base 238 to 1860 and encodes 540 amino acids. Lineage: Eukaryota; Fungi; Ascomycota; Dothideomycetes; Dothideales; Saccotheciaceae. The transcript is spliced from 3 exons.